This is a messenger RNA of Pistacia vera, 941 nucleotides long. Its product is annotated as zinc finger protein 7-like. NCBI's taxonomy places the organism in Eukaryota, Viridiplantae, Streptophyta, Magnoliopsida, Sapindales, Anacardiaceae. The transcript has a single exon. The coding region runs from base 322 to 915 and encodes 197 amino acids. The record is from RefSeq and is a predicted model, not a curated record.
UGAUGCCAUUAAAGAUGUCUAAAAAAAAGUUAAAAAGGGAGAGUAAGGAAUCCUAAGCUUGACAAGACUGAUGCUAUAUAAUUACUUCACAUAAGCAUUUCCCUCUUAAAUGUUGCAGCAUCACUCUCUACGUGGGAACACCACAGAGAAUUCUGGUUAAUUUAAAUAAUGUCUAGUUGCAUUUCCUUUCUUUCAUAGCACCUCUCUUUCUGUCAAUUAAAUUCCUCACUGAUUUCUUUCACCUUUUUAAGAGAAGCCCCACCACUUGUUUGAACCCUCUUUCCCAUUUUCCAUUUGAGCUGAGGUUGUGUGAAUGUUACUAUGACUUUCCAGAGGGAGGAAGAAGCUGAAAAGAUAUCAUGCAACAAUCAAACUGAAUCAGAAACAAAGGACAAAGAAGAAAGUAGAAUCGACCAUCAAAAUAUAGGCGAAUUGCUAAGUUUAGGCCUAAACAAGGAUGAGCCUGAGCCUCUCACUACAGCUGGAGGAGAUAAUGACCCUCAAUCAAAAGCUGGAAGCAGCAGAGGCAAGAUCUUUUCAUGCAACUUCUGCUUGAGGAAGUUUUACAGUUCACAAGCCUUAGGUGGUCAUCAGAAUGCACACAAGAGAGAAAGAGGAGCUUUUAAAAGAUUCCAUUCACAUAGAAUGAUGAUGACAUCAACAGGCUUUCCUUUCAAUUCUCUUCCUGUUAAAUCAUUGGGUGUUCAACCUCAUUCACUUGUCCACAAACCCAACACAGAAUCCCCAACCAUGGUUGCAAGAUUUCCUCAUGCCAACACAGGGUUUGGAUUUGGGACAACAUGGCCACCCUUGGCACUUGAAGAGCCAAUUAUUUGGCCUGGAAGUUUUCGUGUUCAUAAUUCGCCAAACCCUUCAUCCGAUUUGUGUAAACUCGACUUAAAUCUUCGCUUAUGAUAAUUUAUUAUACUAUUUCUAUCUGG